Molecule: messenger RNA, 633 nt
Organism: Lottia gigantea (owl limpet)
Lineage: Eukaryota; Metazoa; Mollusca; Gastropoda; Lottiidae
Exons: 6
Coding region: 1-633 (210 amino acids)
Biological process (GO): regulation of transcription by RNA polymerase II
Cellular component (GO): nucleus
Molecular function (GO): histone binding; nucleosome binding
Source: RefSeq, a predicted model, not a curated record
AUGAAGGAGAUGGUUGGAGGUUGUUGCGUUUGUUCGGACGAACGUGGUUGGACGGAGAAUCCGCUAGUAUAUUGCGAUGGUCAAGGGUGUAAUGUUGCUGUUCAUCAGGCUUGCUAUGGUAUCAUUCAAGUGCCGAAAGGUCCGUGGUAUUGUCGCAAAUGCGAGUCUCAAGAACGAGCUGCAAGAGUUAAAUGUGAGUUGUGUCCAAUGAAAGAUGGAGCAUUGAAAAGAACAGAUUCAAACAGUUGGUGCCACGUGGUGUGUGCUCUAUUUAUUCCUGAAGCUUGGUUUGCCAAUGUACAGACGAUGGAACCGAUAGUUCUAAAAGACGUCCCUCAAGAACGAUUCAACAAAGUUUGCUAUAUUUGUGAAGAACAGGGAAGAGAAUCCAAGGCCUCUACCGGUGCCUGUAUGCAGUGUAAUAAGAAUGGUUGUAAACAGUAUUUUCAUGUCACCUGUGCCCAGUCUCAAGGUCUGUUGUGUGAAGAGGCUGGUAACUAUGGUGAUAAUGUCAAAUAUUGUGGUUACUGUGCCUACCAUUGUAAAAAACUGGUAAGUUACCAUAUUUUAAUUUUUGAGAUUUCUGUCCACUCCAUAGCUGACUGUUAUGUGGACAUAAGCUACCUUGCAUAG